ACGUCACCGCCGCGCGCCGGCCGCCGCGUGCGCUCAUGGCGCUGUUCCACGUCGCGCGGUUCUGCGGCGCGGAGGCGGCCGGGCCGGGGGAAGCGGAGGCCGCGGCGGGCGACAGGGCCCGGGCGCUGCUCGCGCGGCUGCAGAGCCGGGCUCUCGAGCGGCAGCGCCAGCGCCAGCGGCGGGAAGCCGCGCCAGCGGAGGCGGCGGGCAGGCGGCGGCGGCGGCCCCGGCGGCGGCGGCGGAGGGCCGGGGAGGCGGCGGGGAGCCCGGACGCGCGGCCGGCUAAGCGGCGGAAGGCGGGCGGCGAUGCCCCGGGGCCCAGCGAGGCCGAGGCGGCCGCGGACGGCGGGCCCCCGUGCCCCACGCCGCUGCUGGCGGCCUCCGCGCGGAGCAGGGCGGCCCAGGUGCAGCCCUUCCUGCCAGGCUGGCUGGCCCAACCGAGCCGGGUCAAGCGCGAUGUCACCGAGAGCCUCACCCCCCUGGAGGACGUGCCCGAGGUGCACCCCGACCUGCAGAGACAGCUGCGAGCGCAGGGCAUCUCCGCCUACUUCCCAGUGCAGGCAGCCGUUAUUCCUGUCCUUCUGGAGGGGGCGGCGGGCGGCUUUCUGGUGGGCAGAGGCGGCUACCGGCCCAGCGACCUCUGUGUGUGCGCCCCAACCGGCAGUGGGAAGACCCUAGCCUUCGUCAUCCCUGUGGUGCAGGCUCUGUUACAUCGAGUAGUCUGCCACAUCCGUGCCCUGGUUGUGCUGCCCACCAAGGAACUGGCCCAGCAGGUGAGCAAAGUCUUCCACGUGUACACGGAUGCCACACCUCUGCGGGUUGUUCUUAUCACUGGACAGAAGUCGCUGGCCAAAGAGCAGGAGAGCCUCACCCAGAGAACGACCAGUGGCUACCGCUCCCUGGCUGAUAUUGUGGUGGCCACCCCUGGCCGCCUGGUGGACCACAUCGACCAGACGCCAGGAUUCUGCCUGCAGCAGCUGCGCUUCCUGGUCAUUGAUGAGGCCGACCGCAUGGUGGACAGCAUGCACCAGUCCUGGCUGCCGCGGGUGGUGGCUGCGGCCUUCCAGAGUGACGGCCCAGCAGAGCCGGGUGGAAUGUGGCAGAGGGAGCAGCCGCAGGCUGUGACGGCGGCCAGCACUUGCUGUCCCCAGGUUCCACUGCAGAAACUGCUCUUCUCGGCCACCCUGACCCAAGACCCUGAGAAGCUGCAGCGGCUCGGCCUUUAUCAGCCCCAGCUCUUCUCCUCGGGACAGGCCCGCAGGGGCCCGAGGGAUGGUGAUGAGCAGGAGCAGGGGGGCUCAGCAGGGAAGUAUGCCUUCCCUGUGGGGCUCACGCACCACUAUGUGCCCUGCCGCCUUCGGUUCAAGCCGCUCGUCAUCCUGCACCUGCUCCUGCAGAGGAAGCUCUCCAGGGUCCUGUGCUUUACCAACUCCCGCGAGAACUCACACAGGCUCUUCCUGCUGCUGCAAGCUUUUGGGGGUGUGAGUGUGGCUGAGUUCUCCUCUCGCUACGGGCCAGGCCAGAGGAGGGACAUCCUGAAACAGUUCGAGCAGGGCAAAAUCCAGCUGCUGGUGAGCACGGACGCGGCUGCCCGUGGCAUUGAUGUGCAGGGUGUGGAGCUGGUGGUCAACUAUGAUGCGCCCCAGUAUCUGAGGACCUAUGUGCACCGUGUCGGGAGGACUGCUCGAGCCGGCAAGACUGGACAGGCCUUCACGCUGCUCCUCAAAGUGCAGGAGAGGCGCUUCCUCCGUAUGCUGGACGAGGCUGGGGCGCCGGAGCUGCAGCGGCAUGAGACACCCAGUGAGCUGCUGCAGCCGCUGAUCCCACAAUACGAGGCAGCCCUGUCCCAGCUGGAGGAGACAGUCAGGGAGGAGCGAAAGCAGAAGGCUGCUUAGGCUGGGGGACCCUGGAAGAGACACACACACACACGCACACACACA
Ochotona princeps (American pika) is the source of this 1940-nucleotide messenger RNA. RefSeq names its product DEAD-box helicase 51 (gene DDX51). The coding region runs from base 36 to 1895 and encodes 619 amino acids. Lineage: Eukaryota; Metazoa; Chordata; Mammalia; Lagomorpha; Ochotonidae. The transcript has 15 exons. The record is from RefSeq and is a predicted model, not a curated record. Gene Ontology annotation, molecular function: nucleic acid binding; ATP binding. Gene Ontology annotation, cellular component: nucleus.